AUUAUUACAAACACGUCGCUUUACUACGUUGUCGAUUAAAACCGAGGAAAUGCCCAUACAUCACUAGCUGCAUGAGUAAACCAAUGUACUGCCGUUAGUGGCUAGGCUAGGGCAUCUGUAUUGUUGUUAGCCUAGCUAGCAGACACGUCUGUUAUUAGCUAGGCUAGCUCAUAGACAUUGAUGUUAGCUGAGCGCCUGGCUAGCUUAGCUACGUUACCCGAUAUGCAUUGGUGAUGUUGUGGUUGUUGCUAGCCUACUGUAGCUAUGCCAUGCUAAUCCAGAGACUGUCAAGCUAUGACGUACCACCGAAAAUGACUGAUGUGUACCGAUCACUGAGCUGCAUAUGCUUCUGCGUCGCCGGAGGAGAUUUUAUGAUCGGUGUCCCAGUGUGGACAAAAUAGUAAUACACAUGCACAUAUAUAUGAUUUCAUUAUAUAGAUUGUAGCUCACUAAACGAAUUUUACAUGAAACUUGUGAGACACGUGACGCCAAUAAGGUUUAUCUCGCUGCGUGUAAUUCCUCUGCGUGUUACUGUAUUUCCAGUUGCCGAUUUCAAAUCUGAACUCAUAAUAAUAAUAAUAAUAAAUAACAUGAAUGAGUGCCAACAACACGUUUCUUUGCUAACGGCUCAUUGGAGCUUGCCCUUUAUUGGAGCCAGUUAGGUCGAAUCCCAAAUUGAUUCCUCCUCCCGAUGAAAGUGCACUACAUGACGGAUAAAAUAAUGGCCCCUGAAGCCGGUGUAGUGCACUAUUGUGUCCCGUAAGGCGGCGUUUAUGAUUCAGCCUUUCGUCCCGAAAAAAAUAACGAUGCUGUCUGUCAUUUUCGAGGCAGAGACACACAGAAAAGGUGGGGACAGAGGGAGGAACUCCAGGCGCCUGCGUUUAGACGCCAUCCUCGAAAAAGGCGCCCUUCUUUUGAAAAGAAGAGAAAACGGAAUGCAAUCCGAAUUGAACAGAAUCAUGAAAAAACCUGGGCUAACGAAAGUUAUCGACUGGAAAGAUGGCAGACAGAUCAAGCAUUCGCGCAGUGGCCGGCCCUCACGAGUUCCUUCGCAGUAUCAAGGUCACUUCAGUUGGGAUAAGUAUUUGAAAGAGACAAGUGCUAUAGCUGCUCCGGCCCACUGUUUCAAACAGAGCACUACUCCUCCAGUCAAUGAGUUCAAGGCAGGAAUGAAGCUGGAAGCUCAGGACCCCAGGAACACCACUUCUACCUGCAUCGCCACAGUGGUGGGGCUGACUGGCUCACGUCUCCGGCUGCGUCUCGAUGGAAGUGACAACAAAAAUGACUUCUGGCGCUUAGUGGACUCGUCUGAGAUCCAGCCUAUUGGUAGCUGCGAGAAGAAUGGAGGCAUGCUGCAGCCACCCCUGGGGUUCCGUCUGAACGCUUCGUCCUGGCCCAUGUUCUUACUGAAAACACUCAACGGUGCCGAGAUGGCACCAGCACGCAUCUUUCACAAGCAGGAGCCUCCUCCUCCAGAGCAGAAUCAUUUCCAGGUGGGGAUGAAGCUAGAGGCAGUGGACAGGAAGAAUCCUCAUUUUAUCUGUCCUGCCACAGUGGGGGCGCUGCGAGGAGUGGAGGUGCUGGUCACCUUCGAUGGCUGGAGAGGAGCGUUCGACUAUUAUUGCCGUUACGACUCCAGAGACAUCUUUCCUGUGGGCUGGUGCGCUCUCACUGGAGACAACCUUCAACCGCCUGGAACUAAAGCGGGUUUGCCAAGGCCACUGGGUGCUUCAGGUGUGCUUCCUGAUAGCAGUGUGGAGGGCACAGACAUGCUCAUGCCCCCAGCGCCCAGCAGGCCUCCUGCCCAGAAGCGGCGUAAACCGGGGCGCAAGAAAGGCAGGCCGUCUAUCUCCUGGGCUCCGAAAGAUAAUACCUCUACAGACGCGCCCCAGACAGAUCAGGUUGGGAACGGACCGGAGUCUGUGAAAAUCCCGAAGAAGAGGGGUCCCAAGCCUGGGAGUAAGUUGGGCUGGGUUAAACAUGCUGCAUGGUUGGAAGGGGCAAUGGCAGGUCCUGGCAGACCCCGAGGCCGAAUAGCAACCAACUGGACUCAGAAACUGCAUCAGCAGAAUGAGCUCGAAACCAUCAAGAUCCCAAAGAAAAGAGGCCCCAAACCUGGCACCAAGAGAAAACAGCGUGUGGCUUCUGACCCCGUCCCCACAUCCCCCACCAGUAGCACUCCAGAGCCUGACACAAGCUCUGUGCCGAUGGAUAACGCCACCAUCCCCAGCGCUGCCAUGCAGGCUCCAACAGUAUGUGUGUAUCUGAAUAAGCAGGGUAAGGUGGGUCCUCACUUGGAUGCACGGCGAAUACAGGCUCUUCCAGACCACUUUGGGCCUGGUCGGGCAUCUUCGGUGCUACAGCAGUGUGUUCAGGCCUGUGUGGACUGCGCACAUAAUCAGAGGCUUGUUUUCUCCUGUCUCAAACCAGGUCAUGGGGGAGAGCUCAUCUCAGCCCAUUUUGACCAGAAGCAGCACACUCUUACACUGCCGGCGGUGAACAGUGUGACAUAUGUGCUGCGUUUCCUGGAGAAGCUCUGCCACAAUCUGCGUUGCGAACCGCUGUUCGGCAGCCAGCCAGUGCCACUGGGAGGAGGGCACUAUGACGGCCACAGCUACACAGAGAGGAGGAGCUUUUCAGAGUGUCUCAGUUCAGGACCCGGUCGAGGGACAAAGAGAUUUCUGUCAGACUCCUGCAGCAGCACACUGACGCACAAAAUGGCUAAAAGCCUCUCAUCUGAAGAGUCUUUUCUGGUGGAGAAUGGAGUCUCUGAUCACUUGGAGAAAACGCAGAUGUCCCCCAGUAAGGUUUUGGGUUCGCAUCCUCACUCUCAGGGCACCAUCUCUCCUGGUCAGCUGUUUCGCCAUGGCUCUGCAGGUUCAGAGCGUUUCCUGAACUCCAGAGAAAGCCCUCGACCCAGUGGGCAGGAUCCCAACCUGUGGACAGUGGAGGACGUUAUGCACUUCAUCAGAGAGCUGGACCCUCAGUUGGGUCCUCAUGCAGAACUUUUCCGCAAACAUGAGAUAGACGGGAAGGCUCUCCUUUUACUGCGAAGUGACAUGAUGAUGAAGUACAUGGGUCUGAAGCUUGGUCCCGCCCUCAAACUCACCUUCCACAUCGACAAGCUGAAACAGGGUCGCUAAGCACUAGAGGCUGACCUUUAACCUUUCUACUCCAUCAAGCACAUGACAUAGUGGAAAUGUUAAGUCCACUGAAGCUUUACUGAAGCAUUACAGUCAUUGCAGUCAUUUCUGAAUGUGUCUCUUCGUAUGUUAUCUGUUUGUAUCACCUUGUUCUUAUUUGUUUUAGUGCCCAUUACAUGUAGCACACUUGCCCCCAUUGUUAUGAUAGGGUCAGUUGAAUAACGCACACUUGUCUCCACUAUGUUCUGUGUUUCUGUUUUUGACAGCUCUUGAGUUAUGCAGGAUCGUGCUGCAUGGACAGUAGGCAGGCUAUUUUCAGGCCUCUGGUGUUUUUGUUUGUUUGUUUGUUUUUUAAACAUACUGGUUUUUAUCCUCUAUAGCAACAGUCAAAAAGAUCUGGAAUUUUGUUCUCCAGUUUUAUUUUUAACAGAGAUCACACGAACACUAGAUCUGUCCCACUGAACUUUGGGACCGGUUCUAAUUCAUGUCUCAGUCCGAGGCAUUUUCAUAUCUAAUACUGUACUUUAUACAUAUCUACACUUCUAACCUGCAAUUAAUGCCAUGAUAAACUGCAUUUCUUUUGUAUGGUCUUGUUUAUUAUGUGUUUGUGGUUAAUUUGUACUUUUCUACAGUUUUAUAUGAUAUUGUUAAAGUUCAUACAUUGUGAUAAGACUGAAAUAAAAAUAUGAAGUCGUUGGACAGAUUUUAAAA
Messenger RNA from Silurus meridionalis, 3854 nucleotides. Its product is annotated as polycomb protein SCMH1-like. Gene Ontology annotation, molecular function: protein binding. Gene Ontology annotation, biological process: regulation of DNA-templated transcription. Gene Ontology annotation, cellular component: nucleus. The coding region runs from base 774 to 3143 and encodes 789 amino acids. Lineage: Eukaryota; Metazoa; Chordata; Actinopteri; Siluriformes; Siluridae. The transcript is spliced from 16 exons. The record is from RefSeq and is a predicted model, not a curated record.